Messenger RNA from Nelumbo nucifera (sacred lotus), 2183 nucleotides. Lineage: Eukaryota; Viridiplantae; Streptophyta; Magnoliopsida; Proteales; Nelumbonaceae. The record is from RefSeq and is a predicted model, not a curated record.
ACUACCAACGCUGAGCGCUAGUAUUUAAGUGUCCAACAACACACUCACGGAGAAAGCGUUCUCCGUUCAUCCCCGAUCUCCGAGCCCCUUCACUUCACUGACCAACAGCGCUGAGCAUUGCAGAGAAAGCGUUCCAAGUUCCAACCCCCAUCUCCCAAUUCCUCCUUCGAUUCGUCGCCACCGUUCUGUCUGUCGUCCUGGUGCAGAACAACACCAACACAAUAUUAGCAGCAAUGGCAACCAUAAGAGCUUCUCAAUUUGUUUCAACAAGUGCACACAUUAAUUGUAGAGGGACGUCCACAACAUUAGUGCCACUUCCACAAAUUGGGUUCAGGAACCAAUUCGCCGUGACUCACCAUGGAUUAAGAUGUUUGAACAAAGUUGAUAUGUUAAAGAUGAGGGGCAACGUUAACGCAAUCACAAGCAAGGCAACAAGGACAAAGGGAUCGACAGUUGAUGUUGCCAGCUGCAAGGAGAGCAGUGUCAUCAGAUGUACAGGUGGAAUGAUGAAGUUGGUGUUUGUUGGAGCAGAGGUAAGUCCAUGGAGCAAAACAGGCGGACUUGGUGAUGUUCUUGGAGGACUGCCACCAGCUAUGGCGGCCAACGGUCACCGUGUUAUGACUGUGAGUCCACGCUAUGACCAGUACAGUGACGCAUGGGAUACUAGUGUCUUAAUUGAUAUAAAAGUUGGGGAUAGAGUUGAAACUGUUCGCUUCUUCCACUGCUACAAACAAGGAGUUGAUCGCGUUUUUGUGGAUCACCCUCUGUUCCUUGAGAAGGUAUGGGGGAAAACUGGAUCCAAAAUUUAUGGUCCCAGGGCUGGAGAGGAUUACAAGGAUAACCAGAUUCGGUUCAGCUUAUUAUGCCAGGCAGCUCUAGAAGCACCAAGAGUUCUGAAUCUCAACAGCAGCAGCAAUCAUUUCUCUGGACCAUAUGGUGAUGAGGACGUUUUGUUCAUUUGUAAUGAUUGGCACACUGCUCUUCUCCCAUGCUACCUGAAAACUAUGUACAAAUCUAAGGGAAUAUACACAAAUGCUAAGGUUGCUUUCUGCAUACACAACAUUUCCUACCAAGGAAGAUUUCCCUUUUCAGAAUUCUCACUUCUCAACCUCCCUGAUGAGUUCAGGGGUUCUUUUGAUUUUGUGGAUGGCAAUCUUAAGCCUGUUAAAGGAAGGAAAAUCAAUUGGAUGAAAGCCGGCAUAUUAGAAUCAGAUCAGGUGUUGACUGUCAGCCCAUACUAUGCACAAGAACUUGUUUCCGGCAUGGCAAAAGGUGUGGAAUUGGAUAACAUCAUUCGCAAGACUGGCAUUACUGGUAUUGUGAAUGGCAUGGAUGUUGAGGAGUGGAACCCAGCCGCAGACAAAUAUAUCAGUAUUAGAUAUAAUGCUGCAACUGUUAUGGAUGCAAAACCACUUCUCAAGGAAGCAUUGCAAGCAGAAGUCGGUCUGCCGGUAGACCGAAAUAUCCCUGUCAUAGGCUUCAUUGGUAGACUUGAAGAGCAGAAAGGUUUGGAUAUUCUAUCAACAGCAAUUCCCAAAUUCAUCCAAGAGAAUGUUCAGAUAAUAGUCCUCGGAACUGGCAAAAAGUCCAUGGAGAAGCAACUUGAGCAACUAGAGAUUAAAUAUCCUGAGAAGGCCAGAGGAAUUGCCAAAUUCAAUGUUCAUCUGGCCCAUAUGAUCAUAGCUGGUGCUGAUUAUAUGCUGAUCCCAAGUAGAUUCGAACCAUGUGGUCUCAUUCAGUUGCAUGCUAUGCGCUAUGGAACCAUGCUCGACAAGCUGGCCAAGACAUCUUCUUGUGUUGUCGGCCUCUGUGACAAAAUGGAGCUUGAGGCCAACUUGGAGGCUAAGAGGGAGCAACUAAGGACCACUAGGGCCUCACUGGAUGAGGCAGAGCAGAGGCUUCAGGAGGUGUUCGCCCGAGCUGUGGAGGAGUACAAGGCCUCCAAGGCCCACAAGGAGGAAUUGGAUGAGUUCGGCGCCACUUCCUAUCUGGAAGGGAUCGAGGAUACCCGGUCUCAAGCGUUGGCGUUCUUCCCCAACUUAAACAUCAACCAGCUAGGUCCAUGCCUUCUGAGCCAGCAUGUAUUUGAGGUGGCAGGCGCGACCAAGGGCCAGGGCAACGUUGAACAACCCAUGGAACAGGAGGCGGCAACCAACGAGCAUGUCAACAUUGAGGCCAAGUGA